Prionailurus viverrinus (fishing cat) is the source of this 6204-nucleotide messenger RNA. It is a transcript of the gene NARF, whose product is annotated as nuclear prelamin A recognition factor. Bases 641 to 2011 code for a protein of 456 amino acids. The record is from RefSeq and is a predicted model, not a curated record. Gene Ontology annotation, molecular function: lamin binding. NCBI's taxonomy places the organism in Eukaryota, Metazoa, Chordata, Mammalia, Carnivora, Felidae. The transcript has 11 exons. Gene Ontology annotation, cellular component: lamin filament.
GCUCUCUAUUUGUAAAGCAAGCAUCCACACACCUGCCGAGAACUUCCGGAGGACUCAUUUCACACCUAACUUCGUGCGCCCUAAGGCGCCACGUGGUGCACACCUGCGCGUGCGCACUGCCACCGGGACCGGCCUACGUGACGCGCCUCGGGGCGGCAAUGGCGAUGGCCCGGCGAAGCCUAGAAACGGGAGUGAGGCGGCGCCGAGCUGACGGCCCAGCGCCCCAGAACAAUUCGGGGCUGCCUCCUACAGAGAGGGUCCGCGCGUCCACCCCGCACCCGUCCCCGACCCGCGCGCUGCCAAAACGGGCGCGAGAACUUGCCGGGCCUCCAGGGCGUCCGCCGCACCCCGCCCCCGCGCACUCCGAUUGGCUCCGGGGCCCGGCCCGCCCCUUCCCGGUGCUCUCAUUGGCCUAGGCGGAGCCGUGCGGGAGGGAGCCGCAUCGCCCUUUUCUCACUUCUAUUGGUUUAGUGGUGAGGCCUGUCCCUUCCCAGCGCUCUCAUUGGUCGAGAGGAGACUCCGGGGGUGGGGCCGGCCGGGGGCGACUACAACAAAGGGCGGCGGGUGGAGGGCGUCAGUGACCGCGUCUCCCGGAGCUCUUCUCAGGCCGAGCCCUGGCCCCCUGCCUGCCCCGCUCCAGAUGAAGUGUGAGCACUGCACGCGGAAGGAAUGUAGUAAAAAAACAAAAACCGAUGACCAAGAGAAUGCAUCAGUCGACGUACCAAGUCUGGCCCUGGAGAACAGAGAGAAGGGAGAAUUCCAUAAGUUGGCCGAUGCCAAGAUAUUUCUGAGUGACUGCCUGGCGUGUGACAGCUGUGUCACUGCAGAGGAAGGGCUCCAGGUCUCCCAGCAGAACGCCAAGGACUUCUUUCGAGUUCUGAACCUUAAUAAGAAAUGUGAUACCUCACAGCACAAGGUGCUGGUGGUGUCGGUGUGUCCUCAGUCUCUGCCUUACUUUGCUGCCAAAUUCCGCCUCAGCGUGACUGAUGCAUCCAGAAGACUCUGCGGCUUCCUCAAAAGUCUUGGGGUGCACUAUGUCUUUGACACAACGAUCGCUGCGGAUUUCAGCGUGCUGGAGAGUCAGAAGGAAUUUGUGCGUCGCUUCCGCCAGCACAGCGAGGAGGAGCCUGCGUUGCCCAUGCUCACCUCCGCCUGUCCGGGCUGGGUCCGAUAUGCCGAGCGGGUGCUGGGCCACCCUGUCACCCCCCACCUCUGCACCACUAAGUCUCCCCAACAGAUCAUGGGCUCUCUGGUGAAGGAUUACUUCGCUAGACGGCAGAACCUGUCCCCAGACAAGAUUUUCCAUGUUAUCGUGGCCCCUUGCUACGAUAGGAAACUGGAGGCCCUUCGAGAAGACGUUCCCACAGCUUUGCACGGCUCCCGGGGUGCUGACUGCGUACUAACCUCAGGUGAAGUCGUUCAGAUAAUGGAGCAAAGUGACCUCGUGGUAAAAGACGCUGCCGUUGAUACUCUGUUCGGAGGCCUGAAGGAGGAGGAGGUGAGGCGCCAUGAUGGAGCCAGCUCCGACGGGUACCUGGCGCACGUCUUCAGACACGCCGCCAAGCAGCUGUUUGACGAGGACGUGGGGGAGCUCACCUACCGCACCCUGAGGAACAAAGACUUCCAGGAGGUCACCCUUGAAAAGAACGGGGAGGUUCUGUUACGCUUUGCUGCUGCGUACGGCUUUCGAAACAUCCAGAAUGUGGUUCUGAAAUUGAAGAAGGGCAGGUUCCCGUACCACUUUGUGGAGGUGCUCGCCUGCGCCGGGGGGUGUUUGAACGGCAGGGGCCAAGCCCAGGCGGAGGAUGGGCGCGCAGACAAGGCGCUGCUGCGGCAGAUGGAGGGCAAGUACGCGGACGUCCCCGUGCGGCCCCCCGAGACCAGCGCCCACGUGCAGGAGCUGUACCGGGAGUGGCUGGACGGGGCCGACUCCCCCAGGGUCCGGGAGGCCCUGCACACCGUGUACCAGGGCCCGGGGCUCCCUGCCGCCAGCCGAGACAUCAAGUGGUGAAGGUGGGCAAGGCUGGGAAGCGGGCCCCGCCACCGCCCAGGGAGGGAGACGCUGGAGGAGAACCGCUCCGCUUCUCAGUCAUCACUGUGCUUUCCGGAGCUCUCUCCCCCUGUGUGUAGGCGGCUCCCUCACUCGGUUUGACGUGGUGCUAUCUUUGUAACGUGUGUUCAACUGGCAUAUUUUAACAAGAGAGGAGGAUUGCCCCAAUUCAGUACCCUUUUAUCUUAAGACUGAAAAAUAUCCCAAAGAACAAAAAUAGAGACAGACUACUAUCUUUUAGGCUUAAAAAAAGAAAUCUAAAAAGUGUCCUGCGAAGAGCUAAGACCCCAGAAGUUCAGAUUCACGUGCCUCAGAGCGAUGUGACGUGGAAAAGAGAUGAGAGGCGGGCAGGCUGCGGGGGUGGUGGAGCCACGGUCCCUGGUCUGCCCGACUUGGCUCUUACUUCACCCACUUACGUUACUCCUGAAAACAUUUUUGCCAGAACGUGAAUAAAUUGCAUCCUUUCGGAAUCGGGGGGCUCGUGUACAGAGCUGGAUUUCCGGAUUUUCUGGUAGCAGUGGGCCACGUUCCUCGCCGCUGCAGUUGUCAGAGAGCGGUAGCAACUGCCUCCUGGGACCAGACCUCUGGCCAGGGGGCCCCAGACUUGCACUUUUACAUUCUGCCUUUAAGGAGAACUCCCCUCGAGGUCGGGGAGGCCUGGCAAGGGGGACGGAAGGACGGAGGACAGACUGGCUGCCCCGCUCGGGCCAGGGUGUGUGAUCGGGAGGCUUUCAUCUCAGUCCCUCCCCAGCGGGGUUAGCAGGGGACAGCCCCCCCCGACCUUUGCCGUCUGAGUGACUGUCAUCCUGCGGCCCGCGCCGCUCCUGUGAGCGCCUUAAAGAAGGGAUAGAACGUGGUUUCCCCGCAAUACAAACAAGGGCUAGCAAGCAGCCAGAAACCUCCAGAACCGUGGCGCUCCACAUCUGGGCUCGUCCUCCAAAAGAAAGACAUCUGCGAGUGGCCUGGGUUUGGUUUUUCAAAGCACUUGGAUUUGGUAAACACGAGUGAUGUUGAUCCUCUUGAGUCCUCCGUGCCGUCACGCCCUGGUGGGCUCCAUUUCCUUCAUCGUGUUCCGUAUCCUGUCCGGCUUGAUAGCCGGCUAGGGCGUGAAAUCGUACAUUUUUCCUUUCCAUCUGGUCACGACCGGUGUCAUCCUCCACAGAGCUGACUGCGGAAUAAACAGUUGAAUGUGUCUGAGUGUGGAGAGUGUGUCGAGAAGAUGCCCCUUCCCGCUGGGCCACGUGCCCCCUCGCCUCACUGUGGCCCAGAGUAGGAGCGCUGUCCUUGCUCUCAGGGGACGCAGAAAGCCACGAGUCAGGUGUGGGGGCUGCGCCUCUCGCUUCAAAAGCAGUCUCUUCCAGGGGCGCCUGGGUGGCUCAGUCGGUUAAGCAUCUGACUUCAGCUCAGGUCAUGAUCUCACGGUUCAUGAGAUCGAGCCCCACGUUGGGCUCUGUGCUGACAGCUCGGAGCCUGGAGCCCGCUUCGGAUUCUGUGUCUCCCUCUUUUCUGCCCCUCCCCACUCACACUCUGUCUCUCUCUCUCUCUCUCAAAAAUAGGUAAACGUUAAAAACUUUUUUUUCUCCAAAAGCAGUCUCUUCCAGCUGCAGCAAAGCCCCCUGGUGGCCAGGGCCCAGGAUGACAGACCAGGUGUGAUCACACGAGGUGUGGGGUCUCAUCUGCCGCACAUCUUGGGGUUACGGCCACCUUUGUCCUAACUCCAGCCCUACGUGCAGAGAAGAGGGGGAGGCCCCACAGUCAAGCUGGGCUGGUGCACAGAGUGUCUGGUGGGCAGUGGUGGGGCCCACCAUGAGGAGGAGGGCCGAGUAAGUCCAGAUUCACGUUGCACCCAGGACCCGCUCUACGGAAUGCUGUCACUGGAGCCGUGGUGCUGCUAGCACCUCCUGUGGACCAUGACCGUGUCCGGCAGCUUUGUGUGCAUGGUGGCCGUCUUGAAUAGCUCUGCUCUCCAGUGCCCUGCAGAGCCCAGAUUUUUCCAUUGCACUUCCGCCUGGCCUUGGCCCGUGGGCCAGUCCCAGCCGUUGUAGACCCUGGUUCUUCUUCCUCGACUCUGCUGGACUGCGGAUCGGAACUCAGCCAUUGUCUACACCAUCAGUUUGAUGCUGGCCUAGGGUGUGGAGCAGGGGCACUGCCUGUGUGCCGGCCCCUGUGCUGCUGACCUGACGGUGUUCUCUGACCUCAGUUCCUGGCCCAAAGCGGAGCCUCUGGCUUCUGGACACUUGGUAUUUACAACAUCACCUCCUUUCCCUCGGGCAUUGCCUUUGUUCCCAGUCGGAAACGGGCAGAGCAGUUAAAACAGAUUUUUUAUGCACAAAUAGGGAAAUCUCUACAGGCACGUCACCAAGGAGUCCUCACUGUAGGCCCGUGUCAUAAUCCACGAGCAAAUGUGGGGGCUGGGCUCUUCUGGGGUGCUUGCCUGGGCCUCAAACCAGACAUGAGCCCAUUUGCACAAAGACCGGGGGGGAACAGGAAUGACGAGAAGGUUGAGCCCCGAGGCUCUGCAGCUGGCAGGAGCAGGACUGAAAUCCCAUCUGUGCAGCAGAGUUGUGAUGGACCCAAGGACCAGCUCCUCCCGCUCCCCUCAAGAGGACAGGGUCUUGCCAAGGUCACGUGGGAACAGACACAGAGGUAGGCCCCCGGCCCUUAACUCAGGAUUUGUAUGGAUCUGCUUUAAUAAUGAAAAGAAUUCACGUUUCCUGGCCGUGACAGUAUGAGCCCCUUUUGGUCUCCCUUUUUAAAAGCCAAGCUAGAGAGAGGAAGUACACGUUAAAAAGAGCAGAGAUCAGGAAAUCUCUAACAUGUUCCCUCUGCGGGGUCGGGGGAUGGGCAGGAGCCCUGCUGGGCCACCCACACAACCCCACUCAGAGGUCUGGACCUGGAGGGUCCCUGGAAAGGUAUGUGCCCAAGUGGAAGCUAUAAGAGCCCCAGGCCUCUGUGCACCCUGAGGGCAGACUCGCCCCUGCACCAGACCAUGCCCUCUAAGCCACAGGCAGCAGCGCAUAGGGACUAGGGGUGUCCUGGUGGACAUACAAGGAAAAGGUGACCGGUGACUGAGGAGGGGCCAGUGGUGUCAAAUGGAGACUGCAGCCAGGGGUCUCCACGUGAGCUCCCAAGUGGAGACCCUGGUCUGGGAAGCACCAGGCUGUCCUGCUGAGGGCUGCAUUGCUCACUACCUGGCACUGGGAGGACACAGAAGGGUCACAGGUGAGGCAGGUUCCACCGAGAUUUGAACUCGGAUCGCUGGAUUCAGAGUCCAGAGUGCUGACUGUUACACCAUGGAACCAUAAGACACCAGGGCUGCCGUCAGGCUACCCUUGGUCUGAGGGCACUGAGGGAAGAGACACCAAAGUGGGGAUCAAGGGAAGGGGGACAAAAAAGAAUUGUGUAGGUCCCACCCAGAUUUGAGCUCGGAUCGCUGGAUCCCGAGUCCAGAGUGCUGACCAUCAUACCGUGGAGCCGGCUGCUGCUGUGGGGCCUGCACACCCUGAUAGGGAGACAGAAGGGGACACGGAGAGUGAGGUCUGCAGGCUGCUUCCUGGGGAAAAAAAGAUGAGCCUGUAGCCGCGGAUGGUUUCACUCCAUAGAGCCCUGGGUUAUGGGCCCAGCACACUUCCAAUGAGCCACUCUGCUGCCCAGGCCCUGAAUGUGACAGGUCUGAUGGUCACAGCCCCUCCAGGCCAGGGGAUGAGAAUGGCAGGCUCCUACAGGGGCCGGAAGAGGGCAAGGCAGGUGCCCUUUACAAAUACAAGUGGAUUUCUGCUUUCCCUCCUUCAGUUUCCCGUGGAAAGAAAUCUCUGAAUUCAUGUCCUUUUCUGCUGUUAAAAACAAAAAGUCAAGAAACACAACCUUCAUAGCCCAGAGUGUCCGUGUCCCUGGGCAGUGGUGGCAGGUUCUGUGCUGCGGUGAUGGUGGUUGGAUUCUGGAAAGGAACAAAAACAAUGUUUUCCCCCAUCAUUUGAAAAGGACUCCUAAUUUGCAUGAUUAUGAAUAAACUUUUCUUUUAAUUCUAUUUCUUCUCUUGGUCUACUUCUUUUGUGUGACCAAUAAAGUUGUUUCUCCAAUACAAAACUGCUUUGUUAUGACCUCUUGCUGUCCAGUUGUAUAAUUUGAAAAAAAAUAAAACCCUGCACUUUCAA